This is a messenger RNA of Oryzias latipes (Japanese medaka), 1503 nucleotides long. RefSeq names its product MOB kinase activator 3C (gene mob3c). NCBI's taxonomy places the organism in Eukaryota, Metazoa, Chordata, Actinopteri, Beloniformes, Adrianichthyidae. The record is from RefSeq and is a predicted model, not a curated record.
CACACACACACACAAGUAGAUACCACAAUGGAGAAGACAAAGUCAGGAUGUGACAUCAACACAGGAAGAGAAGCCAAAACAAGUUUUUUUUUUCUCUUUUUCGCCGUGUUGGAGCCUCUCAGACUGUUAGGAUCAGAAUAGAGGAAAGCUGGAACUGACCUCCACAAGGAGUUGAAUCCUCCCUGAACUUUCCACAGAUUCCCACCACAUUCCGUACUCGACUGUGGGAAUUCAGUCAGGUCGUGUCGAUUCCUCGGUCGGUGAAGACCAGAGAAGUGUGCAUGCAGACGCGAGAGGACACGCUUCAGGCUGGUGAGGCGUGAAGAAAAAAUAUCCUCCCAAACAUCAAGUCCCUGCAAUCUCUUCAUGAAAGACACGGACCCCUCCUGACCCGUUUCAGCCGUCCUGUCCCCUCUCAGGAAGAUUGGAAUUUCAGUCAGACCCAAGUGUUAUUCUGGAGAGGAAAGUCAAUGGCGCUCUGUCUCGGACAAGUGUUCAGCAAAGACAAAACCUUUAGGCCGAAGAAACGGUUCGAACCCGGCACUCAGCGUUUUGAACUCUACAAGAAGGCCCAGGCUUCGCUCAAGUCAGGCUUGGACCUGCGGAAAGUGGUUCAGCUGCCAGAGGGGGAGAGCCUCAACGACUGGAUCGCAGUUCACGUUGUGGAUUUCUUCAACAGGAUAAACCUGAUCUACGGCACCAUGAGCGAGUACUGCACGGAGCGCACAUGUCCCAUCAUGUCUGGGGGGCUGAAGUACGAGUACAGAUGGCGGGACGGCGACGACUACAAAAAACCCACCAAGUUGCCCGCCCUGAAGUACAUGAACCUGCUGAUGGACUGGAUCGAGUCGCUCAUCAACGAUGAAGACAUCUUUCCCACCAGAGUAGGUGUACCUUUCCCCAAGAACUUCCAGCAGGUGUGCAAGAAGAUCCUGAGCCGUCUUUUUAGGGUCUUUGUGCACGUUUACAUCCACCACUUUGACAGCAUCUGCAGUAUGGGUGCGGAGGCCCACAUCAACACCUGUUACAAACACUACUACUUCUUCAUCUCAGAGUUCAACCUCAUUGACAACUCUGAGCUUGAACCGCUGAGAGAGAUGACGGAGAAGAUAUGCAACUAACCCCUAAGGACAAAAGAGACGUGAAAAUAUUAUCUGAGCCUCAAGAAGAAACAGCCGUUUCCUCAAAACUCUUUAUACAUUUCUUUAUGCACUCAUGUUUGUUAUUUUUGUAAACAUUGUCAGUAAGAUUUUUAAACUUAUCAGUUUUCUUCAGAUGGAAAAACUGUGCCUUCAUUGAAAAUGUUUUAAUCCAUACUUGUGGUGCUUAGAUGUCUUUAUGAAUUCAAACAUUUCCAUUUCAAACAUCUCUUCAUUGUGUUCCAUUCUGUGUGUGUGUGUUCUGAUCAACAGUGUUUGUUUACUAGAAUGACUGAGUUGGUUUUUUCAACUAAGUGUGUUACAUAAAAAUGUGUAGUGCUUAUAAAAUUUUAAAUUGACUAUU